GGCAACAUCAAAAGAUCGCGUUGCAGUACAUCUUCGGAUUUCUGAUAAUCCUACGAUGGCUACUCUUAUCUGGAACGUUCUUGGUUUUCUCUUAUUGGCAACUACUACAAUCAUUUCUGGAUUACCUGCGCUUGAUGAUUCGAAAAUUAUCGCCAAUAAUGAUGAAGAAAAUUCAACUUUGUCAUUGGAUCUUGUACCUCCUAUGAUAAAAGAUGACGACGAUAAGAAUAUUACAUUGUUUAUUAUAAAUCUUUACGCUGUACGAAAUCAUUCGGGCGAAGCAUCGGAAGAAGUGCUCGAUAAUAGUCUCAUAGAAAAAAUGCCUGAUAUAAUAGGUCCCUUAGCAACGAUAUUCCUAGUUGUAGAGGAGGGAGAAGAUGAGAAACCUGUCGAUCUCGACGAGAUGGCAAAGUACAUGGAGAAACAUGGAUUCAAAAUGGAUAAAAUCGAUGAGAGUGGUGAAACGAGUGUUCUCAGAACAGAAAUAGCGGACAAAGAGAUAGAUAACGUAAAGGAUAUUUUGGAAUCAACGGCAGACAAUUCAUCAACGGAAAAAUUAUCAAAAUCUAAGAAAUAUAGAACGAGAAGGAUGGCCUGUCAUAAGUGUCACGGAGGUGGAGGUGGAGGUGGCAGAGGUGGCGGUGGAGGUUACGGUGGAGGUGGAGGUGGAGGUAGUUAUCAAUAUUACGAUCCAUACGGAGGACAAACGAUUGGUGUUAUACCGGUAUAUGUAGUACCUGUUGCGGUUCAACAACAACCACAGAGACCUCAGUAUCAUCCUCCACCUCAGCCGGUGUGCGAUCCGUGUCAAGGACGCGGUGGUGGUGGUGGUGGUGGUGGCGGAGGUGGCGGUGGUGGUGGUGGUGCAUGGGCACAUGCGAGUGCUCAAGCCAGUGCUGGAAAUUGGUGAUUAAUUUUUUGAAUAAUCCACUCGCUAAAAUGAAUCUUCAAGGAAAUUAGAUAUUUUCUUUUGUUCAAUAUUAUUGACGAAAGAAAAGAAAGAAGACGAAGAAGAAGAAGAAGAAAAAAAAAAGAAUUAUUAAAUUAACCUCGAAAAACUGCCUAACAUUAAUCACAAUUUGUUAACUAGGUUAUUUCUAAUGGUAGAGAGAAAGAAAAAAAUAGCGUAACCUGUUAAUUAUCCGCUAUAUACUGUAAAUGUAAUUAAAAUUAAGUAGAUAAUGACAAGUUGACUAGACUUGAUCGCAUGGUUCAAAGAAAAUAUGAAUGCAACGCGAUAUUUGCACCUAUACAAAUCAUGUGAUUGGAAAUUGGUUUUUCGGAUGAAUUAUAAAAAAAGUGUAAUUGUUGUAUUGACGUAUAACGAAGUGAAAAUGAA
Vespa crabro (European hornet) is the source of this 1339-nucleotide messenger RNA. RefSeq lists its product as uncharacterized. The record is from RefSeq and is a predicted model, not a curated record. Lineage: Eukaryota; Metazoa; Arthropoda; Insecta; Hymenoptera; Vespidae. The transcript has 5 exons. The coding region runs from base 56 to 910 and encodes 284 amino acids.